CUGGAGGAUGUGUUGAAGACCAGAAAGAGAGGAGAUCUGCCCAAGACCCUGACUGAGAUGUACGUCCACUUCCUGGUGGUUCAGUCUAAACUGAAGAACGUGAAGUAUGAUGGAGGAGCUGAGACAGAUCCACACUGGACUCCAGAGAGCAGGAAGAUGAUUGAGUCUUUGGGACAACUGGCUUUUGAGCAGCUGCAGAAAGGCAACCUGAUCUUCUAUGAAUCGGACCUGACAGAGUGUGGCAUCGAUAUCAGAGAAGCCUCAGUGUACUCAGGAGUGUUCACACAGAUCUUUAAAGAAGAGAGAGGGCUGUACCAGGACAAGGUGUUCUGCUUCAUCCAUCUGAGCAUUCAGGAGUUUCUGGCUGCUCUUCAUGUCCAUAUGACAUUCAUCAACUCUGGUGUCAAUCUUGUAGAACCACAAACAUCCUCCUGGUGCUCGAAACUAUUUACAGACCAAUCUAAACUAAAACACCUCCACCAGUGUGUUGUGAACAAGGCGUUACAGAGUCCAAAUGGGCACCUGGACAUGUUCUUACGAUUUCUCCUGGGUCUUUCGUUGCAGACACAUCAGAGUCUUCUACAACAGCUGGUUACAGAGAAAGAAAGUGAGUCAAAGACAAAUCAAGAAACAACGGAGUACAUCAAGAAGAAAAUCAGUGAGGAUCUCCAUCUAGAGAGAAUCUUCAAUCUGUUCCACUGUCUGAAUGAGCUGAAGGAUCAUUCUCUAAUCGAGGAGAUCCAACAGUACCUCAGUUCAGGAAGACUCAUAGGAAAGAAUUUUUCUCCUGCACAGUGGUCAGCUCUGGCCUUUAUGUUAGUGUCAUCAGAAAAAGAUCUGGAUGUGUUUGAUCUGAAGAAAUAUUCUGCUUCAGAAGAGGUUUUUCUAAGGAUGCUGCCGGUGGUUAAAGCCUCCAAAAAAGCUCUGCUGAGUGACUGUAACCUUUCGGAGAGAAGCUGUGAAGCUCUGGCCUCAGUUCUCAGCUCCCAGUCAUCUUGUCUGAAAGAGCUGGACCUGAGUAACAACGACCUGCAGGACACAGGAGUGAAGCUGCUCUGUGCUGGACUGGGGAGUCCAUACUGUAUAUUGGAAACUCUCAGGCUGUUGGGCUGUCUGGUUUCAGAGGAAGGCUGUGCUUUUCUGGCUUCAGCUCUUAGGUCCAACCCCUCCCACUUAAGAGAGCUGGACUUGAGCUACAACUAUCCAGGAGACUCAGGAGUGAAACUGCUGUCUGCUGUAGUAGAAGAUCCCCACUGGAGACUGGACAAACUCAAGGUGGACCAUGGUGGACAGCAGAGAUUAGCACCUGGUGUGAGAAAGUAUGCUUGUGAACUCACUCUGGACCCAAACACAGCACACCAUAAGCUCAGACUGUCUGACAACAACAGAAAGAUGACAGCAGUGAGAGAGAAGCAGCCGUAUCCUCUUACUCCAGAGAGAUUUAACCACUGUCAGGUUCUGUGUAGAAACGGUCUGACCGAUCGCUGUUACUGGGAGGCUGAGUGGAAAGUAGAUGUUCUUAUAGGAGUGGCGUACAAAGGAAUCAUAAGGAGAGGAAACACUGAUGACUGUUGGUUUGGGAGGAAUGAUCAAUCCUGGAGUCUGCAGUGCUCUGAACAUGGUUACUCUGUCUGGCACAAUAAGAGAGAAACUGACCUUCCUUUCUCUGCCUCUGGAUCUGACAGAGUAGCAGUGUAUGUGGACUGUCCUGCUGGCACUCUGUCCUUCUACAAUGUCUCUCAUGGCAAUCUGACCCUACUCUACACCUUCCACUGCACAUUCACUGAGCCUCUCUACCCUGGGUUUGGAUUUGGAUACGAUUCCUCUGCGUCUCUUUGUGAAUUGUAGGAAGGAGAGUCCUCUCCUCUGGAGGGAAAACUAAGAUAAGAUAAGAUAAGAAAACCUUUAUUUGUCCCACAGAGGGGAAAUUGCGGUUUGCAAAGAGCAAAGACAAGAGCAGAGAUAGAUAAGUGUACAAAGUAGCAUAAACAAGUGUCAGACAAGAAAGUACCAUUCUUACAGUAAAUAGUAACUAACCUUUUGGUAGCAUAAUAGAGCAGUUACAUUAUCUUAAAAACAUUGAGGGAAAUGCUUCUCAGCAAGGCACUAAACUCACAGCAGCUUGUUAUUAGCAAACAAUGAACAACAUACUGUAACUGAGGAUUUCUCUCCACUUCUGGAACAAUAAAUAAAUAAUAAUAAUAAUUUACUGUAAACACAAGCUUCAUAUAUAAAAAAUCAUGUCCAUGUUUUUAUUUAUUUAACCUUUAUUUAACCAGGAAGUGCCUUGAGAUUGAUUCAUUUUCUGAGGGAGACCUGGCCAAGACGGCGCACCAGUUACAAAUUAAAUAGAAAUAAAAACACAAACAAGUCAAAAAAACUUAAUAUAUAAAAGAAGGGGACUAAAUCCAGCUCAGUUACAUGGAGUUUUAACAUAAAUUUAUUUAAUGGGAGAAGAUCCUUUAGAGGAAGUUUGCAAAUUAGUUUGCAAGUCCAGGUCAGCUAGAUUCUGAAGUUCAGACGGAUUAAUGACUUAAUGGAUUCUCUUUGAGGGAAAUCUUUAUCCUCUUUCAUCAACAGACAAUAAGAAAGUCUUCCCUUUGAAAGCCUAUAUAUAUAACAAUAUGAUAUGACCCCUUUACAACACCACUAUCCAGUGGACAGACUGCAUCACUGCAUCACGGUCAACAGGAAAGCUCCCCAAGAGGAGAUAAUAAACUGUUUUCCCAAAUAAAACCUGUCUUGGAAGUUUUUGCAAAAGGUGCUUCUACACAGUCAGAACAGGAAGUAGACAAAUGUCCUUGAGGAAAUGUAACAGAGGGAGCAAUAAUAAUAAUAUAAUAAUAAUAAUAAAUUUAUUUGUAGAGCGCUUUCAAAACCUUAGAUAACAAUAAAAAAAGAACUGAAAUUAAGAAAUGAUCAUGUUUCCUGUCACCAACCCACAGUCUCAAGGUUGCCUCUUUAUUCACCUGAAGCAGCAGGAAUAAUGGAAACCUGUGAUUGGUUUGGCGAGUGAGUGAGAUCAUCUCAGACCCUGCUGAGGUACCCUUGAGCAAAACAUUGAAUCCCCACCAGCUUGUAGGGCUGCUAGAAUUGUUUUCUGUUCUCUAAUCUUAGACCUCUCUGUCGGUCAACUGAGUAGGUUAAGCCUAGUAGAUUAUUUUACAUAAUUUCAUCUUCAAAAUGCCAGAUAAAAAAAAAAAGUGUUUAUUGCAUUAUACAGAGACAUAUUUAAAAAAUAAAUAAAAAAACAUUGAAAAAAAUUAAAAAGUAGGCUACAGAACACCAUGGGAACCAAAAUAUGAAUAAAAUCUAAAUGUUAAGUGUUUCGAUUACAGACGCAUGAACAAGUAAAUAGAAAUAUUUUAAAAUAAAGUACAGGCUAAUUGUUAGUGACCGCUUGUAAUCAUUAAAGUGUAAGGGUUUCAGUGACUGUGAAUUUUUUUGUCUUUGUAAAAGCCUGUUUUAUUGGGAUAAUGGUGUAAACAAGGACAGAUCACUCCAUGCAGGUACCAGUAGCAUUCAACAGUGGGCAGCAUAUUUUCUGUCACUAGGCUAAAAUACCCACUGUGAAUAGAUAAACCCCGCACUUACCUGUUUAUGGUUUGUCGCAAACCACAAACAAUAGCAGGGCGAACAGAAAAAGGAGCUCACGCUAGAGACGCCAUGGUGCUGAAGAUCGCAAAGCCAAAACAAAGAAAACUGCCAGUUCCUACUUCACUGUGUGUUUUAAAGGUUAUUUUGUAUAUGUGUAUAUUGGGAAGAGUAUAGAGCAUGUAGUUUAAUUUGUGUAUUUAAUGAGGUUUAUUGUUAUUCAUAUUUGA
Messenger RNA from Micropterus dolomieu (smallmouth bass), 3824 nucleotides. RefSeq names its product protein NLRC3-like. The coding region runs from base 58 to 1848 and encodes 596 amino acids. Gene Ontology annotation, molecular function: protein binding. The transcript has 5 exons. The record is from RefSeq and is a predicted model, not a curated record. NCBI's taxonomy places the organism in Eukaryota, Metazoa, Chordata, Actinopteri, Centrarchiformes, Centrarchidae.